AUGCGCAUACCUGCUUCCAUGAAGACGAAUUUGCAACGCGUUCAAGUCGAGCAACGACAGAAGGGUAAGCCACUUGACACUAGCACUUCUUUCCUAUGUCUGCUCUUCAUUUCUUCCAUAUGUCUGUUUAGCAUUCCAGCAGCCGUUGUUUACGGCUGCUUUUUUCGAUCAUCUAGCAUGAAUCGGCCAUAUUCUAUUUUCUUGGCUGCGGCAGUCCUCUCUGUUCUGCUUACCAUUUUCUUCUUUACUUCUGAAUCACAUUUUCUUUGGAGAGAACAUGUGCCGUCUUGGAAAGGCAAUCCAUCUCGUAUCAACAUCAAUACCAGCAAAAACAGGCCCGUCGAGUCAUUGAAAGAUGUCGUCGAGCCUCCGAUCACGACGACGACAACAACGCUGCAUGCUCCACCUGCAACCACCCUAACUGGCACUCCAACCCACGAAACGGGAAUCAAGGAAACUGUCACAGACCAGGCACCGAAUCCUAUCAAUGCUAUUGCAGAUCAAACACUCACAGCAUCCGACAAUUUGGCAGACCAGGCACCGGAACUUGACAGCACCAAUACAGAUCAACCAUCAAAGUCCAAUGAGGUUGCCGAAGAGCAAAUACCCCAAGCCGCUCUCGUCAUAGCAACGGUGCGCAAAACGAACAACUCCUGGCUCGACAAAGAACUGAACGGCCUACUUGGACCCGGCGGGCGCUUCAUGCCUUACAUAUACCUCAACGAUGACCCAACCGCACCCCUCCACACGCCCAAAAACCGAGGCCACGAAGCCAUGGUCUAUCUCAGCUACAUCAUCGACAACUACGAUUCUCUGCUGCCCAUCAACAUCUUCAUUCACGGCCAUCGCACAGCCUGGCACAACAAUCUUAUGCUAGGCUACAGCACUUCCCAAAUGCUCCAACGUCUCCAAUUCGACAAAGUUCAAAAGGACGGAUAUUUUAAUCUCCGCUGCCAUUUCAAUCCAGGCUGUCCAGAACAUCUAUACCCUUUCACGGACGAAUACAACGCAGACAAAGCCGAAGAACUUCUGAUCAGGGACGCAUGGCAAGAAGUCUUCGAAGUGCCCGAGUGGCAAGUCCCGAGAGUGCUUGCGCAGCCUUGCUGUGCGCAGUUCGCCGUAACAGCUGAACGGAUUCGAUUCGUGCCUCGAGAAAAGUAUGUCCAUUUCAGAGAUUGGCUCACGUAUACGCCGAUGUCGGAUUACAUGACUGGGAGAGUUUUCGAAUAUUUCUGGCAAUACAUUUUCGACGGCUCACCCGUGUGGUGUCCCGAUCCGAGGGUAUGCUACUGUGAGGGUUAUGGAGUCUGUUACGAAGAUCCGCAAGAUUAUGAUGAGUGGAUGCAUUUGAAUCACAAAUGGGGAAGGCUGGAGAAGAGGUUGAAUAACUGGAAGAAGAAGCUAAGAGAGGGGCAACUGGAGAAGAGGGAGAUCGAGGGAGGAUAUUUUGUGGAAGAAGCGGAAGCCGCUGGGAAGUUUUCUUUUGGCAGAAUGGGGAGACGAGAGCUGGAGGAACAAGCUGAGCAGUGGAUUCGGUCAGGAUCCGAUGGAGUUGCGAGGAGAAAAGCGAGAAGAGAUGCGGCUCCUGUGGUACCUGCUGAUCAGGGAGAAUGGCUACUGCAAGAGAUGGAUAAAAUCGAGGAUGAACUCGGGAGACGAAUACAGCAGGCUCUGGAGUGUGGAGCGAAACCAGCUUGCAAAGCUGCGGCUUUGAAGGCUACGGAGUGGCUGAUAAACCCGCUCUCAGAAGAUCCUGGCAGAGCGCAGAAGAGGAAGCGAUCAAUAUAA
This is a messenger RNA of Cercospora beticola, 1788 nucleotides long. RefSeq names its product DUF3431 domain-containing protein. The record is from RefSeq and is a predicted model, not a curated record. Lineage: Eukaryota; Fungi; Ascomycota; Dothideomycetes; Mycosphaerellales; Mycosphaerellaceae.